UGCAGCAGCGUUUUUUUUCUCUCGCUUCGAUUCCAAUUCGCGAUGCAAUUUUUGGGUAUAAAUACGCGCUUUUGUACCAAUCAAAAUCAAUCGAAGGUUUUAGUUCAAACAAUUCAGACAUGGCAUUCAAAUUGUUCUUGUUAGCCGCUAUCAUUGCUGUCAGUCAGGCAGUAGUUAUUCCAGGCGCUCCAAUAGGAUAUCCAGGAUAUGCUCCAUUGGGAUAUCCAGGUGUUGCAAAGGUUGCAGCUCCACUUGCUGUUGCCAAAGUUGCUGCCGAUGAUUACGAUCCAAAUCCACAAUACAGCUACAGCUAUGACAUCAAUGACGCUUUGACCGGAGAUUCCAAGAGCCAAAGUGAAAGCCGUUCAGGAGAUGUUGUUCAAGGAAGUUAUUCAUUAGUCGAACCUGAUGGCACCCGGCGUAUCGUGGAAUACACAGCAGAUCCAGUACAAGGAUUCAAUGCCGUUGUACACAAAGAGCCAUUGGGUGUGAAAGCCGUUGCCAAAAUUGGUGUAGCCGCUCCAGUUGUCGCUAAAGUCGGUGUUGCCGCUCCAGUUCUAGGAGGCUAUCCAGGCUAUUCACCAUACGGACCACGUUUGGCACCACAUUUGGGUGCUGUCUAUCACUAAAUUCUUUUGAUCACACUGAACCGACGCACAAUAUUUCCACAAACAAACAUAAUAAUACGAAACAAAACAAUGUAAAUAUGAUAUCAGAUGUCAUCUACCACACGUCACCUCUAUCGCUUUUUAUAAACUCUUCACUUUCUUCCUAAAAAGCACGACUUUUGCUUUGAGUCUAAAACAUUUUUAAAUUUUCUUAAUAUUUUUUUUACGUGUAUAUUAUGUAACUAUGUAAUUAUUUCAUUAUCGUCAUCAAGCAACCACAUAGAAAAAAAACUGCCAUCUCAGCACCAACAGCACAGCGUGAGCGUGUGUGUGUGUGCUUGUGUGUGUGCCUGCGUUGGUCGAUCGAACGAGAGCCACGCACACACAUACACACACUCAAUUAAAAACAAAAUCGAUCGAAAACCACACAGUGAAUUAUUGUGAAACUAUCUUGAAUUGUAAAUAAAUAAUCCUUGAUGGAAUUCAUUUAAUCACAAUAAAACUAAAAAAACACACAAAAAGAUUCGUAAAAGGAAAUGUGUUUACAAACACCCAUAAACAAA
Messenger RNA from Contarinia nasturtii (swede midge), 1171 nucleotides. RefSeq names its product larval cuticle protein A2B-like. The coding region runs from base 120 to 629 and encodes 169 amino acids. The transcript has 7 exons. Gene Ontology annotation, cellular component: extracellular matrix. The record is from RefSeq and is a predicted model, not a curated record. NCBI's taxonomy places the organism in Eukaryota, Metazoa, Arthropoda, Insecta, Diptera, Cecidomyiidae.